AUGUCAAACAUGGUUCAAAUGUGUAUUGGUAAUCAAAAAGAGGUGUUUAAAAAAGUUCUGAUUUUAAUAGCACGUGGUAACAUAAAAAUAAUUGAAAAUAUACAGAAAAAAGGUAGAUUUAGAAUUUUAACAUGGGAAAUAAUCCCAGAAAACAUUCUUUUAUAA
This is a messenger RNA of Pediculus humanus corporis (human body louse), 165 nucleotides long. RefSeq lists its product as uncharacterized. Bases 1 to 165 code for a protein of 54 amino acids. The transcript has 3 exons. Lineage: Eukaryota; Metazoa; Arthropoda; Insecta; Psocodea; Pediculidae. The record is from RefSeq and is a predicted model, not a curated record.